Molecule: messenger RNA, 2688 nt
Organism: Microthlaspi erraticum
Lineage: Eukaryota; Viridiplantae; Streptophyta; Magnoliopsida; Brassicales; Brassicaceae
Source: the annotation of a GenBank genome assembly
AUGAUGGCACGAAGCCAUUGUUAUUGCUUUUCUUGUAUUGUUACCAUCUGUUUCUCCUAUAUAAUCCUCACUCUUGCUUCUCCUACGCUUCACUUUUGCCGCCACGAUCAGAGGGAUGCUCUUUUGAAACUCAAAGACGAGAUUCCGGUUGAUGAACGCUAUUAUCCAAUUCAAUGGAAUAAGAGCAGUGACUGUUGUUCUUGGGAGGGUGUCACGUGUGAUGAUAACUCCGGCCAGGUGAUAUCACUCGACCUUCAUAACCGCUUUCUUAGCAGCUCUUUGAAAACCAACAGUAGCCUUUUCAGACUCCAAUAUCUUCGUUACUUAGACCUUCGAAAUUGUAGUCUCCAAGGAGAGAUUCCUUCUUCACUAGGAAACCUUUCUCGUCUCACACAUGUUGACCUUGGUGAUAACAGAUUGGUAGGUGAGAUUCCUGCUUCAAUACGCAAUUUAAACAGCCUAAGAUACCUUGACUUUUGGGGUAACACUCUUAUAGGAGAAAUCCCGGCUUGGAUAGGCAGUCUAUGCCAUCUAAGAUACCUUAGCCUAGGGGCUAACGGUCUCACAGGAGAGAUUCCUUCUUCCCUAGGAAACCUUUCUCGUCUCACAUUUCUUGCCCUUUUUUCUAAUAAAUUGGUAGGUGAGAUCCCGGCUUCAAUAGGCAGUCUGAGCCAUGUAGAAUACCUUGUUCUUACGGGUAACGAGCUCACAGGAGAGAUUCCUUCUUCACUAGGAAACCUUUCUCGUCUCAUAGAACUUGAGCUUUCUCAAAAUAAGUUGGUAGGUGAAAUCCCGGCUUCAAUAGGCAGUCAAAGCCAUCUUACGGAGCUUAACCUUGAAUAUAACGAUCUGAAAGGAAAGAUUCCAUCUUCACUAGGAAACCUUUCUCGCCUUUUAAAUCUUAGACUUUCUGCUAAUCAUUUGGUAGGUGAAGUUCCAAGUCCCGUCGGAAACCUACACAAACUAAGAGUCAUGUCCCUUGAAAACAAUAGCUUAAGUGGCGAUAUUUUUAAUAUAUUAGCCAAUUUAACCAAACUUUCGGACAUUAGCCUCUAUUCUAAUAACUUCACAUCUACACUUCCAUGUGACAUGAGUGGAUUCCACAAUUUAGAGCAAUUUGAUGUUAGUGAAAACUCAUUUCUUGGGCCUUUCCCUAAAUCCUUGUUCUCGAUUCCUUCGUUACAUCAUGUUGAUUUGGGAGAAAACCAGUUCACCGGACCGAUAGAGUUUGCAAAUACGUCUUCUUCAUCAUCUAACCUAAAUUAUAUAAACCUUCAUAGUAACAAAUUCCAUGGCCCAAUCCCGGAAUCCAUAUCUAACUUUCUCAACCUCAUAGUGUUACUUCUUAGCCACAACAAUUUCAGUGGGAAUAUCCCUAGAUAUAUGUCAAAGUUAGUCAGCCUUGAUUAUCUUAGUGUUUCCAACAACAUGUUAGAAGGUGAAGUGCCAGGUUUCUUAUGGAAAUUAGCGAUAGUGUGGCUUUCUCACAAUUCUUUCAGCAGUUUUGAAAACCCUUCUUCACAAGAAACAUCCAUCCGAGAGUUGCAUCUGAAUUCAAAUUCCUUUCAAGGACCAUUUCCCCUUUGUAUAUGCAAGCUUAAAAGGUUACGCAUCUUAGAUUUGUCCAACAACCUCUUCAGCGGCUCGAUUCCUCCAUGUUUGAGGAUCCUCAGUGUUUCCAUCUUCGAGCUUAAUUUGGGGAGCAACAGUUUCACUGGAACUCUUCCAGAUAUAUUUACGGAUGCUAUCGACUUAAGUUCUCUCGACGUUAGUGGCAAUCAGCUGGAGGGACAUCUUCCAAGGUCAUUGAUCAACUGCAAAUCUCUGGAAGUUGUGAAUGUGGAAAGCAACAGAAUCAAAGACAAGUUUCCAUCAUGGUUGGGAUCUCUGCCGUCAUUACGUGUUCUCAUCCUCAGAUCAAACAAAUUCUAUGGGCCGUUGUAUCAUCCUCGUGUGUCCAUUGGGUUUCAAAGUUUAAGAGUGAUCGAUAUUUCAGCUAAUGACUUCACUGGAACUCUCCCACCUCACUAUUUCUCCAGCUGGCGUGAAAUGACCAGACUCACUGAAGAUAAUGGCGACUACAUGUUACAGUUUGCGAAUGGUACCAUCUCUUAUCGCUCCAUGGAAAUGGUGAAUAAAGGAGUUGAUUUGUGGUUUGAGAGGAUUCGUCAAGACUUCACAGCCAUUGAUUUUUCCGGAAACAGAAUUUCUGGCAAAAUCCCUGAAUCCAUUGGCUUCCUGAAGGAAUUACGUCUUCUCAAUUUGGCGGAUAACACAUUCACAGGCAAUAUCCCACGGAUCUUGGCAAAUCUGAAAGAGCUCGAAACAUUAGACCUCUCGAGAAAUAACUUGUCAGGUCAAAUCCCUAAAGAUCUUGGUAAUCUCUCCUUUCUGUCAUACAUGAACUUCUCUCAUAACCUUCUCCAUGGUCCAGUGCCACGUGGCACACAGUUUCAAAGACAAAACUGCUCUUCGUUCCUGGACAACCCUAGGCUUUACGGUCUCGAAGAUAUAUGUGGAAAACGCCAUGUCUCGAAUCCUACACCACAGCAAACGGAGGAUGUGUCAGAGUUGGAGGAACCUAUGUUCAACUGGAUAGCAGCUGCAGUAGCCUAUGUACCUGGUGUAUUCUGCGGGUUGGUGAUUGGACAUAUUUUCACUUCACACUAUUAUGAGUGGUUUCACUGA